CGAUAGCGCUGGUGUAAAUGACAUUCAGUCACAUGAUCUAUCAUAUGAUUUCAGGUCGUUGAAAAUCUAGUGUGUCCGUGUUAUUAAAGGGCGUAUUGUCACAGGGGAGUUCACAAGGAAACAAUUACAGAAAACGAAACAAGACAGGAUCUGUUGAGGAAGUAAACAUGUUUACAAAGCUGGUUGUAUCGAGCAUCCUUUUAGGAUUAUGUCUGGCUGCACAGCCUCCAUACAAUUUUCCUUCCACCAACAGCUGUAUCAAGGUAGAAUUUGACAACCUGAAAACCAACACCCUCACCUGGACUGACAGCAACAAUAAAACAUAUGAUGCUGAUAAAUGGGAUUUCAGCAACACCAGUAUUCAAAACAAUUCAAAGUGUGCUGAAGUUAAUGGUACCACGGCAUUGCUCGAGGUUCUGUUUGCUGUUGACAAUGCAACGUUUGCGUUCACCUUUACAAAACAGAAUGGGAUGGUCCAAAUCAAUAUGACACUUAAAUUUGUCCCGAGAGUUGUCUUCAGUAAAGAAAAUAACACUCAGCAAGACCAAGUCAUCAUGGCGGUGUCUGUGCCGUUUAGUGUCCCUGAGAAACAGUCCUACCAGUGUGACGCAGCCCAGGGGUACUCUCAAAAAGUGACAGUGGGAAACAAUACCUACAACAUGGACCUAGUGUUCCAGAAAGUGCAUAUGCAAGCCUUUGGAAUCAGCAACAGCACAUUUUCUGAAGCUGUACACUGCGCAGCAGACCAAAACUCAACCACGACAGUGAAGCCAACCCCUGCACCUCCCACUCCUGAUCAGCACCCCAAGUUUUAUGUGAAUGUGACCGACAACAAGUUCAACAACACUGGCUGCAUCAGUGUCGAUGCAAUGAUGAUGAUAAGUGUCCCGUACAAAACAAAGGACAAUAAAACUGCGACUGUAAAACUUGGCGUUCAGCAACCAAAUGCUAGCGGAAGCUGCGAUCCGAAUGACGAGUUUAUUAAGAUGGUGUUCCAGAAUAAUUUCACAAUAAUAAUCACCUUUGGCAUGAGUGGCAAGAACGUGUACUGGAAAAAUGCAACAGUGUCUGGGAUCUAUGAUUCAAAGUUUAACAACUCUGCAAGCCAAGGAGAACCUUUCAGCACUACAGCAAACUUCAGCACAGACACCCUGAUGUUCCCAAAGGGCGGCUCGUAUGUGUGCGAUGCUCACACAAGCCUCAAUGUUGGCAACGUUACACUUGAGAUUUGGAAUCUGCAGUACAUGGCCUACCAGACCAACACGACGUCCUUCCCUAAAGACAAUGUUCAGCUGUGUAAGGGGGACAGGAAGACAAACAGCAUUGUCCCAAUCGCUGUCGGAGCUGCCCUCGCGGGAUUGGUUGUGAUUGUUCUGAUCGCAUACCUGAUUGGACGGCGUAGAAAUAGGAAGGGUUAUGAGUCUGUUUAGUGGAAGGACGAAGGGAUACAAUGAAACAUAAAAUUCCUCAGUGAGAUUUUGUAAUGUUAUAAAUAAGUGCUAUGAAUUGUUACAUCUGGAAAGAUGAUUAACUAAGCUGAAAAGUAAUUUAAUUGCAAAAAGGUUUAACUCUUUGAGGUAUUUUUUUUAAUUUAUCAAAGAUGUUAAAUAGAUGUUGCAUCAAAUUUUGAAAUAAGAUGGAUUUUUUCAUUUUUUUGUUAGAUAUAUAAGUGUAAAUGAAUCUCUGCAAUUCUUUAAUAUCUAGUAAUUUAAUAAGCACAAUUUUACUUAUGUAUAUAAGAUUCAAAUCUUUAAAAAAAAAAUAAUUCUGAUGACAUUUAAUUUUCUACAUGUUUUGUGUAAAAAGUCUUUUUUCUUUUUAUGAGUUCUCUCAUGUUUUGUAGUUUUACACUGAACUCGUUUUUUUAUAUUUUUUUCAAAAAUAUCUUUGUUUACAUAUUUCAGUUUAUUUCUUACUACAUGAUAUAAGUGGGUAAAAAUAUUCCAAUGCAAUUCACGAAUAUUUAACAAUUUAUAGAGAAACACUCCAUCAAAGCAAUCAUCUAUGUGCUACACUUUAAAAAAAGAAGAAAACUAACAAGUUAUUUUUGAUUUGUUAAUAGUUAAGAUAUUAGUGUAAAUAAGUUUGUCAAUUUUAUUUUUGUAGAAUUGAAUUACACUAUUAUAUGGUUUUUGUUGCUGUGGUUGUAUUUAUAAAUGUCCUAGACAUGUGAAAUGUACAUUAUAUGUAAUAUCAGUUUCAUAUGCACACAUUCCUGGACAAGCUAUUGAAAUUUCACACCCAAAACAAUUCUGUUUCAUAAACUCAUUACCAAUGCAAAUGGUUGGAACUCUGUAAGAAAGACUGACCUUAAACUGUGACAUUUCAAGGACUUUCAGAGAGUAAAAAUAGCCCUGCUAAAUAUUUCUAAUUUUAUGGAUUAAAAGUCAUAAAUUUUAAAAUAGUUCCUUAUAUGUUCAAGAAAGUAUAUAGCCAUAUCCAGUGGCUUUUGGUGUGUUUGUGAAAUAUUGUAAUUAAAAUUUCUGAUUGUUUGAAUUAAAGGGACUUGACACCAAAUGGUUGUAUAAUUGGCAAAAACAGUUUUCCUCAAAAAAAAGGCUAGAAUUGUCAAUGCGAGUUAGUAUGAGGCAGAUAAUACAUCACUUUACAUGAUUAAAGGAAUAUUUUGUUGCUGUCUAAGAUGAGUUUACCUUUUUAAAAAUAGCACAUAAUGGUUUCCCAGUUUAAAGUUUGUAUAUUAAGCAUGUGAUAGUCACAUGAUUAGUAUAGACACAUAUACCAGAGCUUUUUUUAAAAUAAACUUGGCUUUACCCAGUAAAUUUUUCGAAUUGGAAAAACUUUGAAAGAUGCAUAUGCCAUCAGGUAUGUGAUACAUCAGUAAUUAAGAUUCAAUGUGUUGUACACAAUAGUUUAAAUUUAAUGUUAAUUUUUGGGGAAAAAAAAUCUUGCAGUUUUAUCAUCUGGCCCCAACUUCUCGAAACUUCUUAAGCUUAACAGGCUUAAGUCGCUUAUUUCAAUUAGCCAAAAUACAUACUGAAAAUGGAUUUAGAUAAAUGAAAAAUGGUUUAUUCUGAUAAUCAUACAGGUUAUUACUACAUAAUUUCUAAAAAUUCUUGAAGAAGUAAAUAUAACACAUUUUAUAGAACAACAAAAAUAGUGAGAUUAGCUUAAUCCUGUUAUAAGAGACUUUAAGAAGUUUUGAGAAAUUGGGGCCUGGUGUCUAGUCCUUUUAAGGAAGUUUAUUGUAAAUAUGAGUGAUGCAUUUCCUUAGUAUGAAUAGUGUCAAUAUUAUUUAAUCUGUGGAUAAUUAUUACAUACUGUUAAUAUUAUGAUGUAUUGCUGUUCAAACAAUAAGUAGGUUGUUUUCUAUUUGUACAUGUUAAACUGAACAUGAAUAAUUUGAAGGAAAAACAAGUAUAUGGAAAGACUUCUAAUGCUAAAAACUUGGUGAUUAUCAGCCCAGGGACUGUAAUUAACCAUGGGAUGCUGUUUUAAUAGUGUUCCUGUGACCUUGAAAGCAAUGGUCCAUGUUUCAAGAACUCUUUUUUCAUUGCUUAUUUUGAAAAGUAACUAUGUUUCACUGCCAAAAUAUAGAAACACCAUCACAAUUCAAGGCAGAACUUAUAUCAGAAAGUCUUAAGCAAUGUAAAUAUUGAUAUUUUAUGAACAAAGUAAAAUAAUCUGUCCGUACAUGUAUGUCAAGGUGUGUGAUUGUUUUUUUUCAAAGAAAACUUAAGUGUUGGCUUUUUUCUCACCGAUUUGUGUAUUGAACAUAAUGUUGUUUGCUUUUUAUACAUGUUUGCCUGUUGUUUUUUAACCAGUUACGUAUGAAUGCAUAAUUUGACAGCUUUAUGAUCAUGAAGAGUUUCAAAUGAAAGCAAUUAUAAGUAACAUACAUUUAAUUUGAAAACAAAUUUAAUUAAAAAGAGUAUUCAACAGGAGUGAUUUUUUUAAUGUGGAUUUUUUUUUUAUCAUUUUUUUUUCAAAAUAGUUACAAACCUUGGCCACUUAAUAUCAAGUUUACAAGUUUAUUAAAUUUCUGAUUGAAUGAUCACAAUUUAUAUCAUUAAUCAUAAUGCUUAAUCAAUGAUUUAUUGUGCUAAAUACCUAAAAUGUCCCUGUAUAGAAUGCUUAAUUUACAAUGCUAUUUCACAUAUGAUAUCACAAUAAAAGUGAUUACAGUAGUUGUACAUGUAUAUCAAGAAACAUAUUAAGACACUGUGACAUUAUUUCAUGAUUGAGAGUGAUUUAUGAUAUAAGCUAGUAUAUGUUAUUGAACCAGUUGUAAUGCUUUAACAUGUCUGAUAUAAGCGUAUUGGAACAUAAUUUACUCCUUUUUGUUAUAAUUAUUAAGUUCGUAAUUUUCAUUAUGAUUUUCCUUCCUUAAAUUCAUGCUGAUGCUUACUUAGAAGUUAUGAUUAAAGGUUGUUAGUAUGUUCUUUCAAAAAUAAAUGGUAUUAUGUGACUGAUUUAUUUUGAGUAAGUACAGUCUAACAAUGUUUUAAUUUUUUCAGUGGUCUACAUAUAAUUGUGUUAACUGCCUUCUAAAUGGGCCAGCAACCGUUUGUAUAUAUCAUUACAUCUGAUUUAAAUCAAUAACGACGUACUGCUAAUUUACUGAAUUUGAUGCAUAAGUAAGCUUGAGAAAUACUACCUUCUUAUUGGACAAAAUAAAAUGUAGACCACUUAAUAUAUAGAUAGUAAUCAUUUGAAUUGCAUGUUGAAAAAAAAUGCACCAGUAUAUUUGUUAAACUUCACCUAUGUAAAAUAUCAUUUAGAGACACACAUAACACACAAUACUCAAUGGGUGUAUGAUAAGUAGUUGUUUAAGUUUAUAAGUUAGCUGUAAAACAUUAAGCUUUGUGAUUUUAUAUCAUCUCUGCUCAAAUUAGCAACAGAUUUAACAGAAACCUUAAUACAUUAAUUGUUCGAAUAAAUAUUCUUAAAGCAAGUGCUGUUUCUACAUAUUUUACAUGUACUUAGUUAUGCUUUGAUAUUUACCUCAAAGCCUGGUGAAUCACCAUUCUAAUUAAAGUGUUUUGUUCCUUUCUACAUAAAAGAAUGUAUUGAACCUUUCUUACCUUUCAGUAAUAGUGUUUCAUGUGCUGAAUAAAUGCUUAUUUUUCAUAA
This is a messenger RNA of Mya arenaria, 5091 nucleotides long. Its product is annotated as lysosome-associated membrane glycoprotein 1-like. NCBI's taxonomy places the organism in Eukaryota, Metazoa, Mollusca, Bivalvia, Myida, Myidae. The coding region runs from base 168 to 1430 and encodes 420 amino acids. Gene Ontology annotation, cellular component: membrane. The record is from RefSeq and is a predicted model, not a curated record. The transcript is spliced from 9 exons.